UUUAUCAUAUAAUCUGCUGUUGAUGUCAAACAAAUUUACCUGGUUACGGUUUUUUGGAUUUUUUGUUUUCUUGUACGAUUGAAAAUCGAUUGGUCUUGCGAUUUCGAGCUUCGGAAAUGGCUUGGGGAUAAUGAAAUCAAGCCAUAUCUCCACAUAGUUUGCUGUUAAUUUUAGUCGAAUUUACCUUGUUACGGUUGUUUGGAGCGAUUGCGAGCGUCAAAAUGGGAUGGGGAUCGUGAAAUCAGGCCCAAUUUCUCCAUAAUUGAUCUUAAUUAUAUACCAAUUUAUCUGGUUACGGUUUUUUGGAUUUUUUUGUUUUGUACUGUGUGAAAUUCCGAUUGGUCUUGCGAUUUCGAGCUUCGAAAAUGGCUUGAGGAUCAUGAAAUCAGGCCAUGGUUUGUGUGGCGAUGAAGAUUUUGUACCGAAUUUUGCGUAUAUGAAAUUUGUGUAGCUGAGAAGUAUAAUGGGGAAAAACUCGAAUCGUGAGGACACUGGGCUGUCUUUGGGGAAUCAUAGACCAGGGUUUGUUAUAUGGGGCAUGCUUCAUCAUCUUCAUCAUUACAGGUGGCAUUACGGCAAGAAGAGGCUCACCCGCAAACCCCAUGGCUCGUCAAAACUGUCCACUGAUGAAGGGAGCACCAAAACUACUUCGGAUGCUUCUGAGGCUCAAGAUAGUGUCCAUUCAUCAGUCGAAAAUUACGCGGUUGGGACAAAACCCGUGGUCCCUCACCCACCCCACAAAAACUCCAUGAAAUCCCGAAUAAAAUCCCUUCUUGCUGACGAGAUGUCCCGGAGAAAGAGCCGCGGCCGCCACCGUAGAAGCACCUCCUGUCCCAUGCAGGCCAAUCCGGAAUCUUCUUCGGGCCCGGGCCCUCUUGCUGUCAGCAGGCCCAAACACGAAAGCUGCCAUUCCCAUCUACCUGGGCCCAGUGAGGAAAACGGCGGCACUUGCAAACUGUGUGCCACGAUGCUCAAAUUGAACUAUCUUAAGCAGAGUGAGGUCAGCAGGUUCGGGUGGGACCCGGUCCGCGACCACACCCUUCUCCAGGACAAGCUCGUUUAUGCGAUCGAGCAGAGCAAGUUUGACUCUCUGCAAGAGUCGAAGCUUUUCAUGGAUGCCUUAGACCUGCUUGACCUCAGGAAGGAGGUAUUCUUGAAAAUCCUGCAAGAACCGAGCUCGACCUUGGCACAUCAGAUACAAUGCAGGCGGGCCCCCGGGGAAAGGUUCGGGCUGACGAAAUCCGUUUCAUUCCCAUCUAGAGGCUCGUCGUCAUUCGGAAUAGGUUUCGAGACGGAAAAAGGAGGCAGCAAGCUCGAGUUUCCGGCGAACGUGAUGAAAAAGCGCGACAAGAAUAAUAACAAGGUUGCCCUGAAGCACUUCAAGAAUCUGAGGGAGAAGAUAAAGCACGUGAUCUGGGACAGGAAAAAGGAGAAGAAUCGGAUUAUUAUGGAUGCCGUGCACCAUAAGAUCCCUUUCGGGCAGAGGGUCUCGAAAAAAUUAAGCUCGGGGGGUGAAAUUAGUGCCUACGGUGGUAAUAAUAAAGGAGGAAAGCUUGGCAAGCAGCAGGCCUACAAAAGGACGUCGUCCUUCAACGAGUCGUACGAUAGGUACAACCGUUUGCUAGAUAUUAGUUGGAAUAAGGAAGCAAAGGGACAUACAAACGAUACCCUGCUGAGCAGAACAACAGAUGAUGAUGAUAAUAAUUGUUAUUACAAUAAAAAUGAAGACAUCAAUAACGAUAAUAGUAGGAACCCAUCUUCCCUGGGCAGGAAGGCCGUGUUUAAAAGGAUCCUUUCACUUCCUGAUAUGAGGUCAUAUUCGUUCAGUCACUUAGGAGACUCUUGUAACGCGAGUUUGGUGCAUGCUACUACAGAUGGAGGAAAUUUACGUAGCGGGUUAACAGAAGAAAAAUCGUUCGAUUUUUUAGGUCUAGAGAAUAGUGCUGUUGGGCCACAUGCUGUUACGGAAAGCGUGAGCCAUGAGAAGUUUUUAGAUGUGGGGUCGGCUCUUGACGAGUCGGUUGACUCGAACACAUUGGAAACAGCCUCGUCACACGAUUUGAAUGUGGAGGUGGGCCCGGCUACCGGUCCUCAAUCGUUGGAUUCAGGUCCGUUUUCUGAGGAUGAGUUGAGCUACAAGGAAGAUGAAAUCGGGCAAAUGAUUGCGUUAGAAGACUCAAAAUUCCCUAUGGAAGGCAAUCCCGAUCCACCAGCUGUGCAGCUCGACUCAACCAACUUGAAUUUCCAUAUCACACCAGAAAACAUUGUAGAAAACCGGGCGAUCUCGAAACUGUACAACGAUCUGGUGCACUUCGACGUGGACCCCAGCAAAAAGGCCGUGUUCAACUAUGUGAAGGACAUACUCGACCUGUCGGGCCUCAUGCGGGAUGAUCCCCUCGGGAGAUCUGUGGACCCCUCGGUUUUCGACGAGGUCGAAUGCUCGGAAAACGAGACGUGGGACCACCUGCUCCUGUUCGACUUGGUGAACGAGGUCUUACUGGACAUACACAACAGGUCAUUUCAGUAUUGGCCGAGGCCACUGGCUGUGCGGUCGAGCGUGCACCUGAUGCCCAGGGGUCAGCGGGUGCUGGAAGAGGUUUGGGCCGAGAUCGAGUGGCUGCUGAGGUGGAGGCCUGAGGUGGACCAGUCGAUUGAUGAAGGAGUGGGCCGGGAUCUGGGCAAGGGCAACCGGUGGAUGAAUGUUCAGACAGAUGGUGAGUUUGUGGGGCUCGAGGUGGAGGAUUCGAUAUUCGACGAUCUUCUUGAGGAGAUUGUUUCGAAUUGAGGCAUCUGGGGUUGUUUUGAAGUACAUAUGUUUAGAAGAAAUAGUUUAGCUGUCUCAGAGGCUGGCCU
This is a messenger RNA of Striga asiatica, 2853 nucleotides long. Lineage: Eukaryota; Viridiplantae; Streptophyta; Magnoliopsida; Lamiales; Orobanchaceae. The record is from the annotation of a GenBank genome assembly.